Molecule: messenger RNA, 1504 nt
Organism: Prosopis cineraria
Lineage: Eukaryota; Viridiplantae; Streptophyta; Magnoliopsida; Fabales; Fabaceae
Exons: 5
Coding region: 253-1272 (339 amino acids)
Biological process (GO): transcription initiation at RNA polymerase III promoter
Cellular component (GO): transcription factor TFIIIC complex
Molecular function (GO): histone acetyltransferase activity
Source: RefSeq, a predicted model, not a curated record
CAUCACUCAAACUGCUGUGAAGUUCGUUGGAUUUUUAGAGGCACAUAAUGCACGGGUUCCUUCAAUAAGUUGGGUGUUAUUUGCUUCUGAUUUUUCAAAUCCUCAAGUUUUAUCCGCUAUUGGAGGCUCUGAUGGGAGUAUGAAGGGUUGCAGGGCUACAAUGGCAAGUUACUGAAAUCAUCAGAAUCAAAUCACACUCUAUUUUCUCUAUUGAAGGAGGUUCGUUGCUUUGAUAUUGAGAAACUGAGCCGAAUGCAUGAAGCAAGGAUUUUGAGGGCAGCUAUUGAAUACUUUCGGAUUGGUGGACGGCAAGUGGAUGUUCUGUCGAGAUUACCCUUUUCAUAUGGGGCUGAAGAGUAUUUCAAUUUGCCAAAGAAAGAAUUAACUAACUGGGGAUCCAAAAUCAUUUGCUUCCUUGGGCAAUAUCAUUGCCUUGAUAAGCCCCUGCUUCUUUGGGAUAUAAUUGCAGCAUUAUUGGCUUUCAAGGGAAACGAUUCAAUAUAUGUAGAACAGAUACUUAUUAAGUGGCUCUCAAUGUCCUUUCUGGGAUCUCGUAUGGACCUUCCUGCUGAAAAGGUUUUGUCAAAGGCCUCUUCAGAAUUAUCAGAUAUCUCUUCUCGCCCGCUUCACCUGCUCAACAUAGUCUGUAGGCGUGUGAUGUUAGCAGAAUUGGAUGCUGAUCAAAUAAAUAGAAUAGACAACAAACUUCUAAACUCAGGAGGGCCAGCUUUUUCCAAGGAAAAGCAAAUAACUAAGUGGGUGGAGAUUCUUCCUAGCAGUGAAAUGGAGCUCCGAGAAAGGUUAGUGGGUUUUAGUUUUUCUGCUUUCCUAACCAACCUGUCCUAUGCAGAAGCAACUUCUUCCCACCCCGUCCAUUGGUAUCUUUUUGGAAUGGCACUGACGAAACGAUGGGCGGAAUUACAUCAGGAUAAUGCGCGUGACCAAUUGGAAGUCCUUGUAUCAGAAGUUACAAAUGAGAAAAGGCUUCUGUCCAAUGAACAUUUGGCAGCGGAGCGUUGCAGUUUUUGCUCAGCAUCUGUUCCAUAUGAAUCUCCUGAAGUUGGUUUUUGCUCAGGCGAGGAUUACAGUGGUGGCAAAGGUCAGCGUCACAGGUUAUUGAGAUGUGGCACCAGUAUGCAGGUUUGCCCAGUUGCUCCACUAUGGCUUUGUAUUUGUUGCCGAAGGUCAGGUUUUAGACUGGCGCCAGAUGCACUCUUUAGAAAGUCUGCAUAUCCUUUAAUUUUAAAUCUUCCACCAACUCCUCUACCCUAGCAGUGUCCGCAAAACCCUUGUGUCCCUUUUGUGGGAUACUUUUACAGAGACAACAGCCUGACUUUCUACUUUCGCUGACUAAUGUGUCGCAAUGAUUAACAGCAUUGGCUAUAUAAUUUGUUGUAUUUUAGUGGCUAUCAUCCAUCAUGCUUGCUCUCGUCUUGGCGCUUUGAAGAUGAAUUGAACUGUGCACUACCAAUAUACACAAUCUCACAACCCACACACACACACA